AUGCUACUGGGUGAUGCAUCGGGGUCCGGAGAUGCCAAUGCGAAAACUACUGCUAUUAUGCUGUUUUACCCUUUAGACACUUCCACAACAGACUUCACCAAAAUAACCAUUAAUACAACACUUGUGUCAACAGUUUUCUCUACAAGCUCAACCACUGAAUCAAGCACAAGCACACUUACUAUUCUGUACACUCCUGAAAAAUGUGAAAAUGCAACUCAUGCGAAGUUACCAAACGGUACUUGUGUAUCCAAGGGAUCAGCCUUAACAUUUGUUCAUCAAACACUCAACUCACCCAAUGCAACAGACAAUGACAAGGCUGAAGCACUUGCCUUGUAUUUUGUCUCCAUUGAAGAUUCCAGCUCUUCUCCUUCCUCCAACUCAACGAUUAUCUUAGCCCUUACCGACAUAGAACGAAUUCUUGAUAAUCUUACUGAUGUUACCGCCAAUAUCAGUUCAUCGGCAUCUUUUCUCGUGGCUCAGCCAAUUAAUCGAACCAUUGAAAAAGGAAUCAUUUUAGGUGCUUCAGUCUACAGUCAAAGCAGCGGCGAGAUCGUCACCACCCUCAAUAAAGGUCGUAUCAUAUCCAGUUCGAAUUUAACAACAGCAGCUAUCAUUGACAACACAACUCUGGAUGGCGUUACUUCACUCAGUGUCCUCAUCAUCAAUCAUCCAACGUCCUUCCGAAAUGCUGACAACACCACCAACAAAACUAUCGCAUCUUCACUUGCUAUUCUAUCGGUUCAACCACACCAUUUCAUUAAAUCCAUCAACAUCUCCCUAUACUUUCAACUUCUUAACGGCUCACGUCCAAGUGACGACCUAGACUAUCGAUGUUCAUACUUUAACACAACUCAUCACACUUGGGAAGAGCACGGAUGUUCAUCAGCACUCUACAACCACAUCUACAAUCGGUACGAGUGCUACUGCAAUCAUAACACAUCAUUUGCACUCAUCUGGACACCCAAGAUACCACUCACCUCACAUCUCGAUGCACAAGACAUUGCAUCACUCGUUGUCCAGUUCAUCUCCAUUACGUGCUUCAUCAUUGUCAUCGUACAUGGACUCGUCACUCAACUGUCCAAUCGACUCGGCUCUGUCCAGGCUCGACUUCUUCUUCCACUCAUAUCCGCUGCAACGACCACACUUCUCUUUAUUUUCUACAUCGCACUAGCACUCACUGUCUACAAACACACACCGUCGUCGACAACUACGAAUCGAUGCUUUGUGAGCUCGAGCGUAUUGAUGUUCAUCACUUAUUUUCUCUUGAUCUUCAUGUUUUGUGUGAAGAGCAGCGUGGGAUAUUUCAACUAUCUACGAUUCGUGCACUUGUUUCCUGAGCCAUCGCAUGGCAGACUAUACUUUCUGUUGCUGUUAUCAUUUGUUGUGUCUGCUGUGUGCACAUCACUGGCCGUCGGACUGAACUCGAACACUGCACUAAACAUCACCGAACUGUAUCGAUUCAGACUGUGCUGGUUUAGUCGAAGUGUGAACUACUAUUUUCUGACGAUUCCAGCAUGUUUGUUUGUGUUGGUGAAUGUGGUGAUGUUGAUUGUUGUUGGGAGUCGAAUCGUGAAUCAUGCUCGACAUGCGACUUCGCAUCAUCAAUCGUACGAGCGAAUGAAGCGAUGUGUAUUGGUAUUGAUGUCGUCGAGUAUCAGUCAAGGCGUUGGUUGGGUGUUCGGUCCGUUGAUUGGUAUCGAUAACAAGAUAACUGCGACUGUGUUCGGAUGGAUAUUUGUGAUACUUAUCGGACUUGAAGGUCUUUGGUCAGCAUCAAUAUAUCUCAUUGUGCGGCUACAAUAUUUGGAUGAACAAAAGCGUGUGGUGGCUGCUAGGCUGGUUGAGAGAGCUAAAUGGUUUGUCGAAUGUGAAAUAUACUCGCGAGAAGGUAUUGAGAGUAAAGAACAUGGUUGCUAUAUACCAAGAGAAGUGAAACAUCGAUUUAGAGAUGAAGAAAAUGAACCAGUAUACCUGGAGGAAUCUUACACAAGACAUUUUGAUAAAUUAACGGAUACUGAUGAUGCAUUGUUAUAUUUUUAA
Messenger RNA from Adineta ricciae, 2040 nucleotides. The record is from the annotation of a GenBank genome assembly. NCBI's taxonomy places the organism in Eukaryota, Metazoa, Rotifera, Eurotatoria, Adinetida, Adinetidae.